Messenger RNA from Prunus dulcis (almond), 2234 nucleotides. RefSeq lists its product as uncharacterized. The transcript has 2 exons. The coding region runs from base 551 to 2014 and encodes 487 amino acids. The record is from RefSeq and is a predicted model, not a curated record. Lineage: Eukaryota; Viridiplantae; Streptophyta; Magnoliopsida; Rosales; Rosaceae.
UCAUUACUUCAAAACCAUCAUAUCAUUAUUCAAAUCCUGAAUUAUUGUAGGGUCGGUCAGAUAAUUGCUUUAAAUGUUAGUGAAAACUGAACCUGGGCAUGUAGAUGCUUAUUAAUUAUCAUAAUUCUGAUGUAGGCUUUUAGUGGUGUGAACUGUUCUGGUGCCUUAACUCAUAAACCAUACUGCAUGGUUGUAAAGCUCAAUUGGGUCGCGUAAGCCAUACCAUUUAUGUAGCCAGUAAAAGAAGAAAAGCCACGGAAAAAGAGAAGAAUUUUUGAAGUGUUUUCUUUUUUUCUUCAUGUCCAAGUGAUGCCAUUUGCAAGGCUACAUCAAGUGAUUAUAACAAAUGUUGUGCAGAGGGAGCCAAUGUGAUUUGACUUUUUAAGAUACCAUGUGGAAGUGACUUAUGAAGUUGAUGAUCCGAAAUAUUAGGCAACAGAUGGGUCCUUUUUGAUCUUAUAAAUAGUGGCAUUCAAACACUAGGUUUCUCGCUCAAACAUACCAAAUUCCCUUGAAUAUACUGAGAACUAAUUCAAGGGUUUUGCUCCAAAUGGCUCAUUUCAAAAUGCAAGUUGUUGUUCCAAUUCUCCUGCUGAUGCUAAUGGCAGCAGCAGAGGCAAAAACUCCUCCAGGGAUUGCUAAGAAUCCAAGCAAUGCAAGGUGUUUGAUAAAAAAAUACAAGCAUUGUUACAAUCUUGUGCAUGUGUGCCCCAAGUUUUGCCCUGAUAAAUGCACAGUGGAGUGUGUCUCUUGUAAGCCCAUCUGUUCUGGGGCCUCAAGCCCUCCUCCACCUGUUUCUCCCACCCCUUCACCUGCACCACCAACAUAUUAUUCUCCUCCUCCUCCUCAAGCUAAACCAACUCCACCACCAUCUCCACCAACCCCCACACCCUCAACUCCAUCUCCAACACCACCAACUACAGCUCCAACACUUCCUACUCCCUCGCCUUCACCUUCCCCACCACCACCGGCACCACAUUACCAAUCACCUCCUCCUACUCCUUCACCUCCUACGCCGUCUCCACCUACUUCUCCUCCUCCAUCAACUCCUACACCAUCUCCACCUACUUCCUCUUCUCCUUCUCCAACUCCUUCAACCUCACCAAAAAAGGCCAAGUGCAAGAACAAGUACUACCCCCAAUGUUACAACAUAGAACAUGUAUGCCCCAGUUCUUGCCCUGGUGGAUGUGAGGUUGACUGUGUCACUUGCAAGCCAGUCUGCAAGUGUGAUCAGCCAGGAGCAGUGUGUCAAGACCCCCGUUUCAUAGGCGGCGAUGGCAUCACCUUUUACUUCCACGGCAAGAAAGACCGUGAUUUCUGUCUCUUAUCCGACCCCAACCUCCACAUCAACGCUCACUUCAUCGGCAGGCGCAACCACAACAUGAAGAGGGACUUCACUUGGGUCCAGUCCAUUGCCAUCCUCUUUGGCAAACACCAGCUCUUCCUUGGUGCCCAAAAGACCGCCACGUGGGACGACUCCACUGACCGCCUUGCCCUCUCCUUUGAUGGCGAGCCCAUCACCCUUCCUGAAUCCGAAGGCGCCAGGUGGCAAUCCACAAGUGUUCCAACUGUAUCCCUUACCAGGGGGGGUGACACCAACAAUGUGAUGGUUGAAGUUGAAGGGAGCUUUAGGAUCACAGCCAAGGUUGUGCCCAUAACUGAAGAAGACUCAAGGAUUCACAACUAUGGCAUUACCAAAGAUAACACAUUUGCUCAUCUUGAUCUUGGGUUUAAGUUCUUCUCUUUGAGCAACCAAGUGAGUGGUGUGUUGGGUCAAACUUACAGACCCCACUAUGUGAGCCGGGUCAACAUUGGAGCCAACAUGCCGGUGAUGGGAGGGGAUAGAGAUUUUGAAACUUCCAGCUUUUUCGCCACGGAUUGCGCCAUUGCAAGGUUUAAUAAUGGUAGCAGUGUUGGCUCUGGAAGUGAAGUUAAUUCUUUGGAGGGUUUGGAGUUGCCAAGCUUGAGCUGUGCAAGUGGAAUGGAUGGUCAAGGUGUUGUGUGCAAAAGAUAGACGAUCAUUUUGUCUUAUCUCAAGGGGAAAUAGAGUUCAUGGAAACAAAUAACAAGCACUCAUGCCCGACUCCAAUUUAAUGUGCCAAUUUGAAUUUAUUUAUGAAUAAUUAAUAAUUAAACUGUAUUCUUCCCACUAUUUGGCAAUUGUAUAAUCUAGUGAAAGUCUGAGGGUUUUUAUGUUUUGGUUUAAAUGAUAUAAAACCAAGAAUUGUUAUGGC